Ananas comosus (pineapple) is the source of this 1234-nucleotide messenger RNA. RefSeq lists its product as uncharacterized. The transcript has 9 exons. The record is from RefSeq and is a predicted model, not a curated record. Bases 145 to 990 code for a protein of 281 amino acids. NCBI's taxonomy places the organism in Eukaryota, Viridiplantae, Streptophyta, Magnoliopsida, Poales, Bromeliaceae.
UUCGCCUUCUCUAAUACCUAUUGGUUUCGUUUUGAUCAAAACCCUAGCUUUCGAUUCCUUUCUCUCCCCUUCUACACCUCCUAAUCGCUUCGGCAUUGCGUGGGCGAUCCCUCGGAUUCGCGAUUUUGUAUUUACAGAUCAAAAAUGGAAUUCGAAGACCGAUACCGGAAGGUUCAGAGGACGAAAUAUGAUUGCCUUCUCUUUGAUUUAGAUGAUACGCUCUAUCCUUUGAGUUCCGGAAUCGCAGUCGAGUGCCUGAAGAACAUUGGGGAUUAUAUGGUUGAGAAGCUUGGCAUUGAGGAAAGCAGGAUUGCGGAGCUGUGCAAUUUGCUCUAUAAGAACUAUGGUACCACAAUGGCCGGAUUAAGGGCUGUUGGCUACAAAUUUGAUCACGACGAUUACCAUGGUUUUGUUCAUGGAAGAUUGCCUUACGAGAAAAUCAAGCCCGACCCUGUUCUUAGACACAUUCUUCUGAGCCUGCCAAUUCGCAAAGUUAUAUUCACGAAUGGCGACAAGAUUCAUGCUGCUAAAGUCCUUAAGAGGCUUGGGCUAGAGGACUGUUUCGAGGGAAUCAUUUGCUUUGAAACUCUGAACCCUCCAUCUUCUUCCUCCGAAUCAGAGACUGAUGGCAGAAUCUUUGAUAUCGUCGGUCACUUGUCUCGCCCAAAUGAAGGCGUUGAGCUUCCAAAGACGCCGAUUCUGUGCAAACCAUAUGUAGAAGCAAUGGAUCAAGCUCUCAAAAUUGCCAACAUCGACCCUCAGAGGACGAUUUUCUUUGACGAUAGCGUUCGUAAUGUUCAGGCGGGAAAACAAAUAGGCUUAUACACUGUUCUGGUUGGUACUUCUCAUCGGGCCAAAGGCGCGGACUACGCAUUGGAGAGUAUCCACAACAUUAGAGAAGCAUUGCCCGAGUUGUGGGAGGAGGCUGAGAAGUCCGAGGACGUGUUGUACUCGGGCAAGGUCGCAAUAGAGACUCCGGUGACUGCUUAAAGAUUCGCCCUUUGUAUGUAACUUCUCGUGAGGAGCGGAACGCGUGGAAAGGGAAUUGACCUCACAGCCCAUCUCUGUAUCAUUUACUGCUGAAAAUUUUCUACUUAUGGGGGGCAUAAACAAAAGGAGAAGGGGAAGUUACUUGUAGAAAAGGGGAGGACAUUACUGUAGGAUGCUCCUCUUUGUGUUAGAGAAAUAUGUAUGUAAUUAGCCUGAUGAAAUAAAAUGCCUUUGUUUCUCUACA